AUGCAUUUCUCACUCCCUCCCACCGUCUCAACGACAUCAUCAUCUCCCCAGCUCUCCGAAAAAUGGGCCCCAAAAGGCGCAUCUCCGGCUUCCUCCCGGGCGGGAUAUUUUACCCAUCUUCUCAAGCGCCGUAGAAGAGUUCUGUACCUUCUUAUUAUAGGGAUCUUCUUCACACUCGCGUAUCUCCGAUGGAAUGAAGAUGGUUACACACCCCGCCGGGUGGCAGUAGCGAAAGGUGCUAUACCGCCAGUGGUAUUAAUUGUGGCUCUGGAUAAGAAUUCAUUAUCGUCAGCGUACUCAAAAAGGAUACUGGAAAACCGGAAGCGUUAUGCUGAGAAGUGGGGAUAUGAGGUCUUCGCAGGGGAUUUGGGAGAUUAUGAGGCUGGCAAUGAAUAUCAAUUCAAAGAUGGAGCAGGGAAGCUUAGACAUUAUUCAAAGACUUUUAAUAAACUACCAAUAAUCCGAGAAGCCAUGAGUACAUAUCCUUACACGAAGACUUUCUGGUUUCUCUCGUCCGAUUCUUUAAUCAUCAACAUGGAUCUGGAUCUCGAGACACAUAUUCUUUCUAAGAAACGAUUGGGUAACUUGAUGUUACGCAACCAUGCUGUUAUCCCGCCCGAAUCGAUAAUAAAGACGUUCAAACGCCAGAAUCCCAAUGAUAUCCAAUUGAUUAUCACUCAGGAUACAAAAAGCGUUAGGAGCGACAGCUUUAUUAUCAGACGACAAAAGGACGAGAUGGGUUGGGGAAAGAAGAAGCAUAAGGGUGGAAAGAAGGGAGCGACUAUGUUUGGGUAUUACUUGCUCGAUUUAUGGUUCGAUCCAUUGUAUCGGUUUUAUCACUUUAAAGAGGGCGAAACGAGUGCUUUGGAACAUCUGAUUCAAUGGCACCCGACGGUUCUAGCCAAAUUGGCUAUUAUUCCGCAAAGAGUUAUGCUUUCAUACCCUGUCGCAGCUGGUGGAAACAGUCCCGCCAACAAGAAGAAAGGCGAUAAGGAUGCGAAACCAAAGAAUGAGGGCGAAGAGAUUAGAGCCAAAUACGCCGGUACAGGGUUUGAAUCUGGAGAUUUUGUGGUUCAUUUUGAGAAGUGUGGAGAUGUGGACAAGAAUAAGGCUUGCAUGAAAGAAUUUGAACGAUAUUGGAAGAUGACAGAGAAGUAUAAGAAACCGGAAAAGAAGGCCGGUAAGGCGAAGGGGAAGCCUGUGGCAUGA
This is a messenger RNA of Orbilia oligospora ATCC 24927, 1209 nucleotides long. RefSeq lists its product as uncharacterized. The record is from RefSeq and is a predicted model, not a curated record. Bases 1 to 1209 code for a protein of 402 amino acids. Gene Ontology annotation, cellular component: mannan polymerase complex; Golgi membrane. Gene Ontology annotation, molecular function: alpha-1,6-mannosyltransferase activity. Gene Ontology annotation, biological process: protein N-linked glycosylation. NCBI's taxonomy places the organism in Eukaryota, Fungi, Ascomycota, Orbiliomycetes, Orbiliales, Orbiliaceae. The transcript has 3 exons.